This is a messenger RNA of Xenia sp. Carnegie-2017, 767 nucleotides long. Its product is annotated as proteasome subunit beta type-3-like. The transcript has a single exon. Gene Ontology annotation, cellular component: proteasome core complex; proteasome core complex, beta-subunit complex. Bases 61 to 678 code for a protein of 205 amino acids. NCBI's taxonomy places the organism in Eukaryota, Metazoa, Cnidaria, Anthozoa, Malacalcyonacea, Xeniidae. The record is from RefSeq and is a predicted model, not a curated record. Gene Ontology annotation, biological process: proteasome-mediated ubiquitin-dependent protein catabolic process.
CUCUUGACGCCGCCAUCUUGAACGUGGAAAGUAAAUUAGUUUUCUUUUCGACUAUUUGUGAUGAGUAUUUUAGAAUAUAAUGGCGCAGCAAUUAUUGCAAUGCGUGGAAAGGGUUGUGUGGCAAUCGCCUCUGACAAACGUCUAGGCGUACAAGCCCAAACAGUCUCUUGUGAUUUCCAGAAAAUUUUUCAAAUGGGUCCAAAAUUGUUCUUGGGUCUACCUGGCCUGGCCACGGACGUGCAAACUGUGUCAAACAGACUCAAGUUUCGUCUUAACUUGUUCACACUUCGAGAAAACCGUGAUAUAAAACCUGAAACGUUCAUGAACAUGGUUUCCAAUUUAUUAUACGAGAGACGAUUUGGUCCUUACUUUGUAGAACCAGUGAUUGCUGGACUAGACCCAAAGACUGAUGAACCAUUCAUUGCUGGUAUGGAUCUAAUUGGUUGCCCUAUGAUUGCUGAAGAUUUUAUUGUGAGUGGAACUUGUUCUGAACAGAUGUAUGGCAUGUGUGAGUCACUAUGGCAACCAGAUUUAGAGCCUGAUGAUCUUUUUGAGACAAUCUCCCAAGCACUUUUGAAUGCAGUAGAUCGUGAUGCAGUCAGCGGUUGGGGUGCUGUCGUUCAUGUGGUUGAAAAAGAUAAAAUCACCACCCGUCACUUGAAGACCAGGAUGGAUUAAAAAUGAUAAAAACAAUUGAUUUUUAUGUCAAAGCAAUACUACUUUAAUGCUGUUCUUUCUUUCAAAUUGAAUACAAUUUUUCCUCCUGA